UAAUAAUAAAAAGACGUCGUCGUCGAGGAGGGACACAAGGACGAGGGCGUUCGAGUCCCCAGAGGCAGAGGAGCGUCAAUUUCUCAGCUUGAAGGUCCUUCGUAACCCCCCUAAUCACAUCAAUUCAUUGCUCUCUCAAUUUCUCUGAUCUCAGAAUGACUCUUAUGUUUUCCAGUCAACAUAUUAUAAAAUCAAGGGACAGCCAGGGGACUUAAGCCAGGGAAUUGAUCUGCUGUUUUCUUGCCAUUGGAAGCUGCUAGAUGGCAGAGAAAGCAUGUGUAAAGCGCCUUCAGAAGGAAUAUAGAGCCCUUUGUAAAGAACCUGUUUCCCAUGUCACUUCCCGGCCUUCCCCAAGUGAUAUUCUUGAGUGGCAUUAUGUACUAGAGGGAAGUGAAGGAACACCUUUUGCAGGUGGAUAUUAUUAUGGGAAGAUCAAGUUUCCUCCAGAAUAUCCAUUUAAACCUCCAGGAAUCAGUAUGACUACUCCAAAUGGACGAUUUAUGACACAAAAGAAGAUCUGCCUGUCUAUGAGUGAUUUUCAUCCAGAAAGUUGGAAUCCGAUGUGGUCUGUAUCAAGCAUACUUACUGGCCUUCUCUCAUUCAUGAUGGAUACCAGUCCCACGACUGGCAGUGUUACAACUACUGUUGCUGAAAAGCAGCGACUAGCAAAGUCUAGUCUUGCUUUCAAUUGUAAGAACCCAACAUUCAGGAAAAUGUUCCCCGAGUAUGUGGAGAAGUAUGAACAGCAACAACUUUCCGAACUGCCUGUUCCAGAGCAAAUCUCACCGACCCCUACUCAGCAAGAAGGUCACAGACCUUUACUGGACAAAACUGGUAAUUCCACACAAGAGGACCUGAAUAAAGUAGAAGCCCUGAGGGACCCCAGAAACCGCAGGAAGCAAUCUUUCCCAACUUGGAUGCUGCUGUUACUGGUUUCCAUCUUUGGUGUCGUAAUGGCUCUGCCGCUGCUUCAACUUUGAUGUCCGUGACCAAAAGGACGGAAAAGCCUUUAUGUUAAGUGUUUUAAUGUUCUUAGGUUUGUCAUGGUGUCUAACAGAACUUGUAUAGGGUUGGUGCAAAUGGAGGAGAGAGGAGUAAGCAGACUUUUUGGCAGGGAGUGGUACUCUUUUUUCUAUUUUACUGCUGGCAUAUUUGAGUUUGUCAACCUUUAAGCAUAUUACAAGCUUGUGAUGUCGUCUUAAUGAAUUUAGAUCUUUUUUGUUUGGUAUCAAUAUUAUAGGUGUUUCUCUCA
Molecule: messenger RNA, 1252 nt
Organism: Camellia sinensis
Lineage: Eukaryota; Viridiplantae; Streptophyta; Magnoliopsida; Ericales; Theaceae
Product: ubiquitin-conjugating enzyme E2 34
Source: RefSeq, a predicted model, not a curated record